UCUCACUUCCCAAAACCAGACAGAGCUCAUUCUUGGGACGAUCUUUCAAACAAAUUUACAAUGACGGAGGGCGUGAAUCCCAAGGCUUACCCGCUUGCUGACCCCCAGCUGACCACCACCAUCCUGGAGCUUGUCCAACAGGCUGCCAACUACAAGCAGCUCAAGAAGGGCGCCAACGAGGCUACCAAGACCCUGAACCGCGGCAUCUCCGAGUUCAUUGUCAUGGCUGCCGACGCUGAGCCGCUUGAAAUCCUGCUCCACCUCCCCCUGCUUUGCGAGGACAAGAACGUUCCGUACGUCUUCGUCCCCUCCAAGCUUGGUCUUGGCCGUGCUUGCGGUGUGUCGCGCCCGGUCAUUUCCGCUUCCGUCACCUCGAACGAGAGCUCGCAGCUUCGUGGCCAGAUCCAGCAGCUCAAGACCUCGAUCGAGAAGCUCCUGGUUUAAGCAACUGCAGCAUAUCUUAUUAAGCCAGUUCUGAAAACGCAUGCAACACCUAAAAGCUGGGUUGCGUGUGUGUGCGGCCCUUCGAGAUUUUGUGUUUUGCUUGUUUUGAUACGCUUCGUUCAUCUGUUUGACGUUCUCAAAGCAACGAAAUAUAUAUUCAUUGAAACCGCACA
Molecule: messenger RNA, 617 nt
Organism: Capsaspora owczarzaki ATCC 30864
Lineage: Eukaryota; Filasterea; Ministeriida; Capsasporidae
Product: ribosomal protein L7
Exons: 4
Coding region: 61-444 (127 amino acids)
Biological process (GO): ribosome biogenesis; mRNA splicing, via spliceosome; maturation of SSU-rRNA
Cellular component (GO): box C/D methylation guide snoRNP complex; nucleolus; small-subunit processome
Molecular function (GO): RNA binding
Source: RefSeq, a predicted model, not a curated record